This is a messenger RNA of Ostreococcus tauri, 168 nucleotides long. Its product is annotated as unnamed product. The coding region runs from base 1 to 168 and encodes 55 amino acids. The record is from RefSeq and is a predicted model, not a curated record. Lineage: Eukaryota; Viridiplantae; Chlorophyta; Mamiellophyceae; Mamiellales; Bathycoccaceae. The transcript has a single exon.
AUGGCGGUAGAAGUCAUCGACAGCGUCGAGAAACAAGUCCAAUUUUUAGGGUAUUUUAUUGUACAUUUUCUAAACCCUAAUUCUAUAGGGGUAUGUCCUGUCCACGGUGUGUCUGUCUCUUUUCGUGGUGGUGUUGCUCUCGGUUUAGGAUCCUCCUGUAUGUUCUAG